CCACCUUCCUCCCUCUCCUUCUUUCUGGCGGCGGCGGCGGCGGCGGCGGCGGUACGAAGCAGCAGGGAUCGCCAAGGAGGCAGGCAGACGACGGCGUGGUCUCCCGCGCCGCUAGCUCGAGUUCGCAGCCAUGGCGAGGGGAUUGAAGAAGCAUCUCAAGAGGCUCAAUGCGCCGAAGCACUGGAUGCUCGACAAGCUCGGCGGAGCUUUUGCUCCUAAGCCAUCAUCUGGACCUCACAAGUCCAGGGAGUGCUUGCCACUGAUCCUCAUUAUCAGGAAUAGGUUGAAGUACGCGCUGACAUACCGCGAGGUGAUCUCAAUCCUGAUGCAGCGCCAUGUCUUGGUUGAUGGGAAGGUCAGGACUGACAAGACCUACCCUGCCGGUUUUAUGGAUGUCAUUUCCAUUCCUAAGACUGGGGAGAACUACAGGCUUCUCUAUGACACCAAGGGUCGCUUCCGCCUUCAGUCUGUUAAGGAUGAGGAUGCCAAGUUCAAGCUUUGCAAAGUUCGGUCUGUCCAGUUUGGACAGAAGGGUAUUCCCUAUCUGAACACUUACGAUGGACGCACCAUCCGCUACCCAGACCCUUUGAUUAAGGCUAAUGACACAAUCAAAAUUGAUCUUGAGACCAACAAGAUUGUUGACUUCAUCAAGUUUGAUGUGGGCAACGUUGUUAUGGUCACAGGAGGGAGGAACACUGGGCGUGUUGGUGUGAUUAAGAAUAGGGAGAAGCACAAGGGAAGUUUUGAGACCAUCCACGUGGAGGACUCUUUGGGCCAUGCGUUCGCCACCCGUCUGGGCAAUGUGUUCACAAUUGGCAAGGGCAACAAGCCAUGGGUUUCUCUCCCUAAGGGCAAGGGUAUCAAACUCAGCAUCAUUGAGGAGCAGAGGAAACGAGAUGCUGCUGCUCAGGCUGCUGCAAAUGCUUGAAUACAGUUGAUAUGCUGAGUUAUUCUGAACCAGAAUAUCAGUGAGCAUAGAGAAUUAAUGAUCCAUUCUAUUCUGUUUUGAGGUUUUUUGCAUUUUGUUUAGGUUGACAGCAUUUUACAUCCUAGAUGAAAUGUAGCUGUUUACAGUAAUACUUAAGAGUUGUCAGAUGCAGAGAUCAAUCAUUUCCAGACCUUUUUGAUGUUAUCAUCAAUCCAUUUUUUUUGUGCUUUUGGUCUUGAAGGACCCCUGGGGCUACUACCAUCAAGCAGUCAUUAUAAUAUGAUCAGUAGCCGUUUGCUAUCAUCUUUUUGGAGAGGGUUGUUCUCAUACUAGUGUUUUACUGAACCUGCGUGUCAAAGAUAGUUCUGUAGCUAUUAUAAGGUUAUUUUUCUUAAAAAAAGAUGGCAGGUAAAAUGUAUUGGAAUUAGUAAACAUCU
This is a messenger RNA of Oryza brachyantha (malo sina), 1365 nucleotides long. Its product is annotated as 40S ribosomal protein S4-like. Gene Ontology annotation, cellular component: ribosome; cytosolic small ribosomal subunit. Lineage: Eukaryota; Viridiplantae; Streptophyta; Magnoliopsida; Poales; Poaceae. Gene Ontology annotation, molecular function: RNA binding; structural constituent of ribosome. The record is from RefSeq and is a predicted model, not a curated record. Bases 131 to 928 code for a protein of 265 amino acids. The transcript has 5 exons. Gene Ontology annotation, biological process: translation.